Nymphaea colorata (pocket water lily) is the source of this 886-nucleotide messenger RNA. RefSeq lists its product as uncharacterized. Bases 73 to 567 code for a protein of 164 amino acids. Gene Ontology annotation, molecular function: 2 iron, 2 sulfur cluster binding. The record is from RefSeq and is a predicted model, not a curated record. The transcript has a single exon. Gene Ontology annotation, biological process: P450-containing electron transport chain. Lineage: Eukaryota; Viridiplantae; Streptophyta; Magnoliopsida; Nymphaeales; Nymphaeaceae. Gene Ontology annotation, cellular component: mitochondrion.
GUUUCUGCACGGGGCGAACAUUACACAAAGAGAAGGGGAAGUUGGAGAAGCGCUAGCUCUCUCCUUGGAGCAAUGGCGAUCUCCCUCACCGCCCGUAGGCUCUCCUCCAGAAUAUUCUCUCCCCGUCCCGCCUCCUUCCUUCUCUCCAAAUCCUCCUCCUCCUCGUCGGCGUUACCGUCGCCUUCGGUGUCGCCGUCACGGAAGGUCGCCGAUCGGAUAGUGAAGAUCUUCGCGGUCGACCCAGAGGGGAAAAAGCACGAGGUGCUGGGGCUCUCUGGGCAGAGCCUCCUGAAGGCGCUCACCAACUUCGGCCUCAUCGAUCCGGAGUCGCACGGCCACGAGGAGCUCGGCGCGUGCUCGGCCGAGUGCGAGGUGCACAUUGCCCAGGAGUGGUUCGAUCGUCUUCCCUCGGCCAGCUACGACGAGGCUUACACGCUGCGCAGGAACGCCCGGCGCGGCAUCCUCAGCACGCACGCCAGGCUCGGCUGCCAGGUGAUACUCGACCAAGGCCUUGAAGGCAUGGUCGUCGCCGUCCCCGAGCCCAAGCCGUGGAAAACCGGUAUCUGAGGGACAAUUAGAGAGGGGAGGAUCGAUCGGAUCCCUUCUGUCUUUUCCCGGUUAGAAUUCUUCUCCUUGAACGGACUUCCGGCGUUCAUUUUCUUGCUUCUGCGAAUGGACUUCCCUUUUCCGGUUAGGGUUUUCUAAUUCCAUCUUGUGUUGGAAAAUAAUGUAUAUCAUCGGAUUUUGAAUAAUUUUUUUUCGUCUGGGAUUGAUGGAUGGAAUGGGUGAAGGGGAACCCUAGGUGGAGGGAGAUGUUGGAUUUCUAUGUUGAAUGGAUGCUUUGUUGGAUAAAAUUAUCAAAGAUUUGCAUCUCUUUUUAUUACUA